Messenger RNA from Dromiciops gliroides (monito del monte), 7289 nucleotides. RefSeq names its product TRAF interacting protein (gene TRAIP). The coding region runs from base 5167 to 6570 and encodes 467 amino acids. NCBI's taxonomy places the organism in Eukaryota, Metazoa, Chordata, Mammalia, Microbiotheria, Microbiotheriidae. The transcript has 15 exons. The record is from RefSeq and is a predicted model, not a curated record.
GGGAAGGGGAGGGUGGGCCUGGGGGAGGGUCUCACUGUACAUAGAGUCACUGGCAUGACAACCCCUGUUUCUUGGAAGGGCCACAGCCUGGCCAUGCCGUGCGGCAGCCUGUGGUCAGGGGGUGUGGCCUGGCCCCCUCCCCUGUGGGGUGGAUCCCUAGGGGCUAUAAGAGAGCUGUCUCUUCCUCUGUAUGUGCGAGUGGGUGGGGGAGGCCCUGGCUGGCCCCAGCCCCUGCAUGGAUUUUUUGUGGCUUCUUUUGUCUUUUGCUGGCUUUCCUAUUUCUGUUCCUUGCUGGACACUGCUCCCCAGUCCCUUCCCCUUCCCCAUCACGAUUCCCCCAGACCCCACAGGUCCUGUCCACUCUCAGGUCCUGUCCUGAGAGCUGGCCAUGUGCUGAGGCUAUGCGGGGAGAGAUCAAGGUGACCCCCUCAGCCUCUCUGGUGAAGGUAUGGGCCCUUCUUUGCAUAUGCACAGAAAGGGGUAGGGGUAGAAAUGACAAGAAGCUUGGUACAGUGUACUCAUGAGCAUAGUGUGCAAGUGAAGCUGCCCACUACCCUCCGUGACCUCAGACAGUAGAAAAAAGAGCGGGUGGGUCUUAGGCAAUGUAGAAUAGCAAAGUGCCCACAGAUGCCAAGGGAAGCUGUCCUCAGUGCACUUCUGCCCCAGUCUUCUUGGAAGUCUUUGCCAGGAACCUCAUCCCUGCUUCUUAGGCUUACCCUCCCAUACUCCUGAGAACCUUGGUGCCAUCCUGCACAAUGCCCCAAGGGGCCAAGGGAUGCCGGCUUGGACAGCUAGAGUGGGCAGAGAAAUACUAGGGAUGGCUUGAGCUGAGGCCUGAACUCUCAUCAUGGGAAUGAGCAGAAAGGUUGAAGGGGGGAAAGAGGGAUGGUUGGAAAGGGUGAGGCCAGAAGGAGGGGCUAGGUGGUCUUUGUACUGUGGGUGGCCUGAGCUACACAAGGGAGCAGGGGCUGAAGUUCAGCUGGUCGCCAAAGUCCCACUUGUUCCAGCCCAGCCCUCUUCUUUCCUCUCAGGCUGUCAACCAACUCAUUACCCAAACCCGGUAGUACCCUUAGUAUAUCGAUUUCCUAUUGUUUCUCUAUUUUGGGGAUCUGCCUCUUCAUGAGUUGAUUUCUCUAUCAUGCAUUUCACCAACAACAUGGAGGUAGAAAAACUCAGUGUUCUUCAGUCCCGUCCCGUCCCCCACUAGGGCCUGGAGGGAGGUCUAGAACACAACACCUUGCUAACCUUGCAGGGGUCCUGGAGAAAUCCCAAGUUUCUUUUUCUGAAAGGGGAGAUUGUGGGCUAGAUUCUAUUGGCCCCCCACUCUAGGGAGCUAAGGAUCAAGGGAAGGAACUUGGCAGGUACCCCUUGUAAGAACCUGCUGCUCAGGGCAGGGGCAGCCAUGCCAACCCCCUGCCCCUAUGUCCCUACCCCAGGCUGGGCCAGGCUUCUUGCCCCCUGCCUGAGGAUUUCUGCAAUGGUUGUGCCCCAGCUCCCCCUGCAUGCCCGUGGGUUUGAUGUGGCGCUCAGAGGCCAGCAGGGCUAGACUGCGCGUCUUGCUGUAAUUGGCAAAUAAAUGUCACCCUGCCAAAGCCUCCUACCCACUGCCUCACUCUGUCCCACUGCGCCGCCCCCACCUGGGGCCUGGCCCCUGGGCUCCAUUUCAGCCUUCUGGGGAAAUUAAACAAGAUUGGGGCACCCCAGCAGGCAAUGGGGAAAGCUCAUCUUGCUGGACUUACAAGAUCAGGGAAGGAAGGCAUCAACAGUGGCCUGGUCCCUAGUAACUCAUCACCCUGACAUCAUGGGAAUUUGGUGGGUCUGUGUUGUGAAAGCCAUCCAGCACCAAAGCUAGGAUUUGAAAAAUCCUCCUUCCCCAAAAGUUUCUCUGUUAGAGAUCCAUCUUAGAGUAGGAACUGACAGGCUUGUGGGGUAAGAUGGUAUGGACUGCUCCUUAUGCCAUUUGAUAGAUGAUAGGAUCAGGUCAAAGCACUGGAGACUCAGAUUCUUGACACCAUAGUUGCUUCUUCCUCCUGGUUCUUCUAUGGGGCCAGCGCUCUUGCCUCCCACUCCAACCCCACUAUGUUAGGCAGUCAAAAAGUAUUUAUUAAAGUAUUUACUAUGGGCCAGGUACCAUUCUAAGCACCAGCAAUACAAAGAAAGGCAGAUUCAAUUCCUGUCUUCAAGGAGCUCACCUUUGAAUGGGGGAGAUGACCUGUGAAUAAGUAGGUAUAUACAAGAUCUUCGCAGAGGAGGAGGAAGGUGGUCUAAGAAGGGAAAAGGUGAAGGUGAAGGUAGAUUUUAUUUCAGGCACGGGGGAUAGGCAGUUCAAAGGUACUGAGAGUUGGAAUGUUGAGUUAAAGAAAGAGCAAGAAGUCUACCCACACUACAGAAUUUGGACUGUGGCAGCUUAAGGGUUAAGGCAAACUCAGCCGGUGGGGGUGGGGUGGAGGGGAAUCGGGGAGAACAUAUAGAGUUCAUAGAAGUGCUGAAUUGGGCUAUGUUUCUAUGCUAUGCCCCUACUUGCCAUUAACCCAUAACCUAUGAGGACCUAUGCCAGUAAGUGUUCUGCUCAACCCAGGCUGUGCCCAGGAAAAGUGCCAUGAGCUAUUCUUUCUUUGUGUGUGUGUGUGUGUGUGUGUGUGUGUGUGUGUGUGUGUGCAGCAAUUGGGGUUAAGUGACUUGCCCAGGGUCACACAGCUAGUAAGUGUCAAGUGUCUGAGGUUGGAUUUGAACUCAGGUCCUUCUGAAUCCAGGGCUGGUGCUCUAUCCACUGCACCACCCAGCUGCUCCUGGAGCUAUUCUUUCUAAAACAGGAUCCCUGAUUUGUCUGGUGUGUUUGUUAGGGCCCCUUUAGUAGCAUCCAGGGUCAUGGGAAAAGGAUGUUGUUAAUUUUAGGCUUAAUCACCUGUUAGUUGCUCCUCUUUAAAGCUGAUUUGGGUCUCCUGGGUGCUUAAAACCCGCAGAAGGAAAUUGCAACAACAUAAAUGAAGCUAGAAGACUACAUAUAAGGGGCCAGAGGUUACAGCAGUACCUCAGGUGACCUGACAAGUAAUUGCCUCACUUUGGAUAUCAUUUUCUUCAUUAGUAAAAUGAGAAAGCUGGAUUAGAUGAUUAAGAUCUCUCCAAGUUCUGAAACCUAAGACCCUUUGAAUCAUCAGGGAUGUAUCUUGAAGCUUUAACAUUCAAUACCCUUUAAGAGUUCCAUAGUUCUUGCUCUACUGAGGGGCAGUAGCCUAAGAUUUUCCUGUCGGCUUGGGCCUCGUAAGGGUAUGGAAAAGAACUAGCCUCCUGGAAAAUGACACAAUCCUUAGGGUUAGCCAUUUAGCCUCAGUUUUCCAAUCUAAUUCAGUUGAGCAUGAAUUAUUUUAUAAUGAAUAAGCAAGUUCUUUGGGUCAUGGGACCAGCUCCUCUCACUUCCCCUUUUUUUUUCCUUCUUGGAAUUGCCACAUAUACCCCACCCUAAUGCACUAUCCUGAUGGCUUGGGCCAGUAGAGACAACAGGUCUUCCUAUCAUAGAGGUGGCCUAACUGUAAACCUGUACUUCACUAGCCUGAAGAAGGAAGGCUAUGAUGUUCCCACCAGCUAGGAUCCGUGUCUGUUCUAGAUGUCUUACAUCGACAAGCCAUGCUCUGAUCAUAUUGCUUCUCUACUGUCAAGGGGUUAAUUAGGUUUUGCUAGGUGUGGAGGUGCCUGGGCUCAAGCUUUGAAUAACUUGGAGGAAGGGGAUCAGUUCUGGGGCUUAAUUCAAGUGAGUCACCGUGAAUACGCUGAAGAAUGCUUAAGGAUGGAUUGCUUUGGGGAAAUAUGGACCACCUUCACACUUUUGGGCUCCAGUCAAGAUGUCCCUACCUGAGGCUGAGACAAGGUGAUCUGAGGGGCAGCCAGGGAGAUGGGACAGUAAGAAGGGGGGUGGGAUUUGCCCAGGACAGGAGGAAUCUUUACUGGAGACACAGGGCAGGGGCCUGAGCUCCCUGGUCAGUCACCUAUUAAAUGCCAGGCAGGGCAGCAAGGUGGCACAGUAAGUAGAUAGAGGGCCUGGGCUUGGAAUUAUGAACACUCAUCUUCCUAAAUUCAAAUCUUGCCUUGGACACUUACUAGCUGUGUGACCCUGGGCAAGUCACUAAACCCGGUUUGCCACGGUUUCCAAAAUGAGCUGGAGAAGAAGAUGACAAACUAGUCCAUCAUCUUUGUCAAGAAAACCCCAAAUGGGGUCUUGAAGAGUACAACAAGCAUCAGACACCAGGCAUGGAAAGAAAGGCCAACCCCCCCCCACACACACACAAAGAGCUGGUAGUAUAAUGGGGAAAACCUAUUACAAAAAUUUUUUUAGAAACCCUGAUUCCCAAGCCAUCAUCCCAGGCAAGGCUGGUACAGGUCAGGUUGUGGCCCCUAAAGAUUCAAGAUAGAGAAGCCCCUCAGGUUCCGCGGAAAUGGAAAGCAGGAGAGUAGAACCUAAGAUGAAUCCAAGCCUGUCAGAGAAGGGAAACCCAGAAAAUACUAUUUCACAGAUGGGAAAAUCGAGACUCUCAGAGGGGACUAGCCCAAUGCUCCAUGGCCAGAAGGCAGCAGAAUUCGAAUCCCAGCCCAGGUUUUCCUGUCCCCAAGCCCAGACCUUUUUCCCGUGGACCAACACUUCCCCCCACCUCGCAACCCCCAUCACCCACCCCAGGAUUUGGUGCCACUUGGAACGCAUUUCCCUCCUUUUACAGAUGGGGAAACUGAGGCCCAGGGAGGGAGGAAAGGUUUUGCCCAAGAGAGGGCGGGGGAGGGAGGGAGACAGGAGAAGAAUCCAGCCAAGUCACUCCUUGGGGGAACAGAGGCCCUGCCAUUGGCUCUACAGGUGUCAAGAAAGCAGCUGGGCUCCAGGUGGGACGCGCCUCCGCCUCCGCCUCCGCCUCCCGCCCGCAGCGUCCCCGGGAUAGUUCCGCCCCUUCCUCCCUCUCUCCCACCCCACCCCCUUCACGCGCGCGGGCCCCGCGCGGCUCUCAUUCAGAAGUCGCGCCUCAUUCCUCUUGCGUCACUUCCGCCUCCUUUCCGGAAGCGACUCUGACGGAGCCAAAUUUGAAGAGAGACUAGAAUUUCCGCCGGCUCGGCUCAAGCCUCAGGUCCUCCCUGGGCCCAGCUGACGGGGUCCACGUGGGUGCAGAAGCGUCGGGGGCCAGGAGGAUGCCGAUCCGCGCGCUCUGCACCAUCUGCUCGGACUUCUUUGACCAUUCGCGAGAUGUGGCUGCCAUCCACUGCGGGCACACCUUCCACCUGGCGUGCCUCAUUAAGUGGUUUGACACUGCUCCAAGUCGUACAUGUCCACAAUGUCGGAUCCAGGUUGGCAAAAGAUCCAUUAUCAAUAAGCUGUUCUUUGACAUUUCUCAGGAAGAGGAAACAGGCCUAGAUGCAGAGACCUUAAAGAAUGAACUGGAUAAGACUAGAGCCCAGCUGUCCUUGAAAGUAAAAGAGAAGAAAGAUUGCCAAUCCAUCAUUGACUCUUUGCGAGAAGUACUAGAUGUGCGCAAUGUCACCAUAGAGUCGCUACAAAAGGCCCUGGGAGAGUCAGAAAUGCUGUGUUCAACCUUCAAGAAACAGAUUAAGUACUUGGAGCAGCAGCAGGAUGAGACCAAGAGUAUAAAAGAGGAGGCCUACCGUCUGAGGAACAAGAUGAAGACCAUGGAACGCCUUGAGAUCCUGCUCCAGAGCCAGCGCCCAGAGGUGGAACAGAUGAUCCGAGAUAUGGGAGCAGGCCAAGCAGCCGUGGAACAGCUGGCUGUGUACUGUGUAUCACUGAAGAAAGAAUAUGAAAAUCUCAAAGAGGCCCGGAAGGCCUCAGGUGAGCUGGCAGAUAAGCUAAGAAAGGAUUUGCUUUCUUCUAAUAAUAAGUUACAAAAAGCACUCUCUGAGGUUGAUAAUGUCAAGGAGGAACUGAAAUCAACCCAGAAGGAUUUACAGAAUGCAGACAAGGAAAUCAAGAGCUUAAAGAAGAAGCUGACCAUCCUACAGGGGACCCUGAACCUACCAUCCCACACCAGCGAGACCCUCAGUCGGCUUGUCUUAGAGAGCCCAGCUCCUGUGGAAAUGCUGAGCCUAAAGUUGCGACAGCCUGCCCGUGGGGAAGACAUUGAUCUAAAUGCCUCUUUUGAUGUGGACACCCCCCCAGCCCAGCCCCACAGCUCCAAGCUUGUCCCAGCUAAGAAGCUCUGCCUGGAGCAGUCAAGCUCCCUGACUCCUGGCAUCUCCAAAAAAGACAACAAAGACCCCAAAAAGGUGAAUGGUCUUUGUCUGGGGGGUCAGCAUUGGGCUGGAGAACAAGAUGAUGAGCUGGUGGGUAACUUCCCCUCAUUCAUUCGGAAUGCUGUCCUGGGCAAGAAGAGGCCCCUGGGCAACCUGGGGGACCCAUGCAGGAACAGUGGAACCGUAAGAACGGGCUUUGAUGGGCUUGGAGGACGAAGCAAGUACAUUCAGCCCACUGACCCCUCCAUCAUCCGUCCACUGCCCAUAAAGGCAAAGCCCAGGCGCAAGGUCGUGUCAAAGAAAGCAGCUCCCUCUGUCCAGGCUAGGUUGGACACUUUCCUGAGAUAACCCAGAGGCCCAUGUUGGGUCCAGAACGCACAAGAAAAGGCCACUGGGCAUUCUCCCUUUCUCUCCAGACUUCUGAGAGACAGGGGUUGCCCGUUGGCCUGGAAUGUGUGGGAGCAGGAGUAGGCCCUGCAGUCCACUGGGUGGAGGCGCAGCAUCUGCCACCACUGGGGCUACCUGUUGGGUCAUCCCAGCAAGUCACGCAGGGCACUCAGUGCUCAAGGUUCCCAGCGGGGGGCCCCGUCACACACAGCGUGUGCAGCUGACUCUGGCCAGGCCUGUGGUGGCUUGAGGAGCACCCAUGGCAGGGGCUGUAAGCAGCAAAGUCCCCACAGCAUGGCUCCCUCCCUUCCCUAUGUUGCCUCUUCUCACCUUCUGGGUUCAGCAUUUCCCUGGCAGGGCUCAGGAGCUCAGACUGUGGUACAUUUUAAUUCCUCCAGUGUUCCAGGGCUUGAUUCUCUUACCUUAUCCCCCUCCCCCACCCCAUCCUGCACCCAAAUAUCACCUCUUCUUGACCAGCCCUGCUCUCCCCAGGUGCCUGCAGCCAUGGCUCCAGUCCCUUCUGCCCCUCUGCCCAGCCCAGCCCCCACCGGCAGAGACUCUGCUUUUGCCACUCUCGUGUCCUAGUUGGCCUGGACAGGAGUGAAGCCUGCUUUCCUGUGAAGGUGAUGGGCUGGUCAUGGGCUGCACCUAGUGUUCUUAUGAGGAUACAUGUAAAAUAA